AUGCUUGUCUUUCUCUUCUCCCCCCCCCCACCUGUAUUGUUUUCUUUUUCUUUUCCUGUCCUUUUCGUUUUCUCCUGUUACAUUUUCACUUUCUAUUACAUUUCCGUUUUUACUCUUUUUCUUUUUUUUAUACUUUACUUCUUUCUUUCUUUCUUUUUUUUAUAUUUCAAUUUGUUUUUCUUUGCCGUUGCUUCCUUUAUUUUGUAUUGCAUUUUCUUUCUUUUCUAUUUCAUCACUCUCGUUUUUUCUUCUUUCUUUCUUUCUUUCUUUCUUUCUUUCUUUCUUUCUUUCUUUCUAUUGCACAGCGUUCUCUUUUCUGUUAAUUUCGUUUUUCCUUUUUUUUUCUUUGGUUUUUCAUUUCUCUUUCUUUCUUUCUUUCUUUCUUUCUUUUACACUAAAUUUAUAUUUUCUCUUCAUUUUCUUCCGUUUUCUUUUUUUGUCUCUCUUCUCUGUAUUCCCUCAUUUUUCAUUUCUCUUUCAUUCUCUCUUUUUCCUUCUCUCUUUCAUUCUCUCUUUUUCCUUCUCUCUUUCGGCAUUUUAGUUUUUCACUUUCUACUUCCAUUUAACUAUUUUUCACAAACAGCUCGCUGUCCUUAG
Molecule: messenger RNA, 597 nt
Organism: Acanthosepion pharaonis
Lineage: Eukaryota; Metazoa; Mollusca; Cephalopoda; Sepiida; Sepiidae
Source: the annotation of a GenBank genome assembly